This is a messenger RNA of Leptopilina boulardi, 4618 nucleotides long. Its product is annotated as ubiquitin carboxyl-terminal hydrolase 48-like. The record is from RefSeq and is a predicted model, not a curated record. Gene Ontology annotation, cellular component: nucleus; cytosol. Lineage: Eukaryota; Metazoa; Arthropoda; Insecta; Hymenoptera; Figitidae. The coding region runs from base 262 to 3390 and encodes 1042 amino acids. The transcript has 18 exons. Gene Ontology annotation, molecular function: cysteine-type endopeptidase activity; protein binding; cysteine-type deubiquitinase activity. Gene Ontology annotation, biological process: protein deubiquitination.
UCUCUUCCCUUUAUUUGUGAUUAAAUUAAUUGUUUAUUAAUAAUAAAUAAUUUAUAAAGUGUGAAAUUAAUUCAGUUUUUUUUUAGUUUUCAACAAGUGAUGCCAGUUAAAAGUGUAAAUUAUUUUUUUUUUUUUAUUUUAUUUUACUUUUCUAUAUAAAUCAAAAUAGCAGGCGGAAGUAUAGUUUCUCGCAAACAUAACCUGCAAAAAAAUGAGUUUUGAAUUUUCUUCAACAAUUUUCAACCUUUUUCCUGAUUUAAAAUGAUCAAAAUGCCACCAGCGAAGAAAUUAGAUAUAGAUAAACAAGCAUGGAUUUGGACGGAAACUGUUCAAUCUAAUGAAAUUCAAAGAAUUCAUUUGGAAACUGCUUAUCGGCUUGGAUUAAGAAAUUGCACAAAUUGCAAACGCAAUUGUGGAAAUAAUCCACAAUGUUUGACGGGAUUGGGCGAGGACAAAUAUUUAAAUUCAAAUGAAUCAAAAAUUGAUCCAUUGGAGGAUUCAUUGAAUGAAAAUCUUCGCGAUACAUCGCAACCUGUUGGCUUGAAUAAUCUCGGUGCCACUUGUUACGUCAAUAGUUUACUUCAAGUUUGGUUUCACAAUGAGAAAAUGAGGAGAAUAAUUUACGAAUGGAAUUUGGAGGAUGACGCUGAGGAAUGCGCGGCAAUAAAACAUGCGGAAGAAACGCAUGAACUUUAUCGUCCCGUUACUGUUCUUGGGAAUUUACAACAUAUUUUUGCAAUGCUACAAUUUGGUAAUCAACGUAAUGUUGAUCUUGUUCAUUUUUUUUAUAUAUUGUCAUUGGACACAUAUACACAACAAGACGCACAGGAAUUUGCCAAACUUUUAUUAAAUCUCGUUGAGACAAAAUUAAAUCAUGAAGCAAAGGAACGUCUUCGAAAUUUAACGCAGGGUCAACAGAGUUACAUUAAUUGUUGUAAAACUUGCGGGACCGAGUAUCCAACAACAACGACAUUUUAUGAAUUGGAUCUUCAAUUGGCGCAAACAUUGAAAGAAUCAAUUAAUAAAUAUUUAAGCGAGGAACAAUUAACCGACACAAAUCAAUAUCAUUGCGCCAAAUGUAAUGCAAAACAAGACGCGAGACGUUUUAUUCGUUUGGAUUCAUUGCCAGAGGUGUUGAAUAUACAUUUUUUAAGAUUUGUUUUUAAUCGAUUGAGUGGCCAAAAGAAAAAAGUGAACACCGCGAUUCAAUUUCCGGAAAAAUUGGACAUGUCACAAUAUCUUGGUUGUCCACCAAAUACACAUGUUUAUAAUUUGGUGGCAAUAUUAAGUCACAGAGGAAGUUCAGCGCACUCGGGUCAUUAUAUUGCAACAAUUUGCAAUUCAAAUGGCGAAUGGUAUCAAUAUAAUGAUGCAAAAGUUGAGAAAAUAUCUCGCGACGAAAUUAAUGAAUAUACAAAAGCGACAAAAUCGCGAGCAAAAGGUGAAUAUCUCUCGAAUGCCGCUUAUAUGCUUGUUUAUAAAAAAUCACAACAAUUGGGAAUUAAAAGAAAGGGACAAUGUGUGACAAAUAGUCAUUGUAAUUUUGAAAUGAUGUCAUUGAAAAAACAAAGAAAUACAAAUGGCGAUAUGGAACUGGUUGAGGAAAUUCCUGAGACAUCGUCGAAUGGAAAUAAAAUUUUAAAUGGUGCCUCUUCACAUUUACAAAUUAGUUUACAAGAAACGGACAAAAAAUUAGAGAUGGAAUUUGAAGAAUGGGGAGUGAGUAGAAAAAUUAGAGAAAUUCUCAAAUUAGAAAAUGUUGAUUACGAAUUAAAAACUCUCGAUGCUCAGGAACAAAAGAGAAAAAUUGUUGGCGAUCACAAUGUUAAACGACAAUUGGUGAUUGAUAUUUAUAAAAUGUUUCACAAUAGAAAUUCAUUAGUCGAACAUGUUUGGAUAUCAACUGAAUGGCUAACAAAAUGGCUUAGUUCACAAUCAAAUAUAAUACAACCAAUUGAUGUUACUUCGUUGCAAUGUUGCCAUGGAAAUUUGGAUCCAUCGAAAGUAAAUAAGGCAAAAUGUAUAACAAAAAAUGCAGCCGAUGUACUUUAUCAAAAUUAUGGUGGCGGUGAAAUUCGUCUUGAUCAAUUGUCACUUUGUCGGCCGUGCGUUGAACGUAAAUGUACAUCGUUAAGAUUUAAAGUUGCAUUGGAGAAGGAUGGCAAGGAAGUUGGUGAAUUAAUACGAGCAUUAAAAACAACUGACGAUUUUUGUUAUAUUGUCGGUGCUGAAUCGUUAAAAUAUUGGCGAAGGCUUGCAACAGAAAAAUUUAACGAAGAACUAAAUGAAAAAUAUAAUACACAAUUACAAUCGAAUCAACAUAAUGGACAAGAGGAGCCAAGUAUCGAGGAGGAUGAUGAGAAUGAUGUUCUUAAUUUUAAUGAAGAUUUAUUGUGCGAGCAUAAUUGUCUUCGUACGCCUGAUUCGUCGAGAAAAAUUGUUCCAAAAGAAGCGUGGGAUAUUUUAAGGAAAUAUUUUCCUGACGCGAGGGAAUUUCCGAUUAAUGUUAAUCCUUGUGAUAUUUGCGAGGCGAGUUUGGAAACUGUCCAAAAAUCAAAAGAGGAGGACAAAGUAAAGGCGAGAGAACAGAAGAAUGCAUUGAAAAAUUUGUACUACGGAAAACACAGGAAUGAACUUUUAAAAUGCACCGAUCCCACAAUUACUUAUUAUAUUGUGGAAAAGGAAUUUUUGGACAAUUGGCAUUCAUUCAUUCGAUUCGCUGAAACGUGUAAAAAAUCACCACCAGUGGGAAUCAAGAACUCUGUCUUGGUCUGCGAGAAGCAUAAAGGAUUUUUGUACACUCCACCUCCAACGGCGAAUGAUGGAUAUGGCAUUGUCACGGCUGAGGAAUGGGAGAAAUUAUCGGAAUUUUAUAAUUUUGAUUGUUCAAUUUCGAUUCGAAAAGAGGGAACUGCCUACGUCACUGAUCCUGUCGUAUGCAUGGAUUGUUUAUGUGAAAGAUUAGAAGUAGAACGAAUGGCGAGCCUUACUUAUGAUAGAGCAACAAUAUACAUAAAAUGUAUCGAAGAUGCAGAACCUAUUAAAACAUCAAACAAUGAUUGUUCAACGAGGAAGCGACCAACGAGAACGAGACGAAAUAUUCAGGGUUCACACGAGUUUAAAGUGUCUUCGGAACUUACGCUAAAGGAACUGAAAGUUAUGGUGAUGCCAAUUUUUGGAGCAGGACCAUUUGAUCAACAUUUAAUGUUAGACGGUCACGAGUUACAAAAUGACUCGGAAACACUUAGUUCUUUGGGCAUCUUCCCUGAAACUCUGCUCACCUUAAAGAUUGACGUUCCCGUGGAUGUUGAAGAUGAUAAUUCAGAACCCGGAAACGAAUCAACGUCACCGGAAAAGGGUUUCAAAGGUACCGAAUUAGUUCACAGCUGAUGCGCAUCACCAGUAAUAUAAUAAACAAGUUCAAUUUUUUUUAUUAAAAAAAAAAAAAAAAAAUUUAUAUUAUUACUGUAAAUCUAGAAUUAAAAUAAUAUUUUUCUACGACUUUCAUUUAAAAGAAGAAAAUAACAAUUCGACUGAGAUAAUAAUAAUAAUAAUAGUAAUAAUAAUAAUAAUAAUAAUAAUAAUAAUAAUAAUAAUAAUAAUAAUAAUAAUAAUAAUAAUAAUAGUAAUAGAAUUUGAUGAUGAUUAUUAUAAUAAUGACAAAUGUGAGUGUGUGUAUAUGUAUGGUAUAUGUGAGUGUGUGCUUUUUUUAUAUAUAUAUAUAUAUUUAAGUACAAGUCUGACAAUUGCGCAUCAAUAUUGUUCUUCCAAAAAAAAAAAAAAAAUUAAUAAUUAUAUAUAAAAUUGUAAUUUUUUUUCUCAUGUUAUUUUGUUUUUCUAUUUUAAGCAACAAAAAAAAAAAUCAUUGACUUUGUUCCAUUUUGUAAAUAAAUAAUUUUCUAAAAAAAAAAAAAAAAAAGAAGGAAACCUUAAAACAAAAAUUUUCUUCAUUUCUAGUAAUUUUUUUUUUUCAUAUCAUAAUGUGUUUGUAUUUUUUUUUUUUUUACAAUUUAUUUCACAACAAAGUUAAUUUCCCCCCUCCCUCCUUUAUUAUUAAUAAUAAUAAUAAUAAAUUUUUAAAAUAGAAAUUAUUAAUUUUUUUUUCUUUUUUUCAUUAAAUGCGAAUUGUCACAUUUGUUUAUGGAUAUUAAUAAAAAAAAAAAAAAAAAUUAAAAAAAAAAAUUACUCAGAGAGAAUUGAAUGAGUGUGGAUGAAAGAGAGAAUGAAAUUUUACAUUGUUUUUGAUAUUGGUUACAAAAAAAAAAAAAAAAAAAAAAAAAAAAAAAAAAAUGUUUGUCAUAUAUUAUAUUAUAUAUAUAAUUUAGAAAAAGAAGAAAAAAAAAAUUGGGCUUUCAAUUUUCUUAUUCGGGGUAGAACAUUGUUAUUUUCUCCCAUUUUCCCCGAUAAAGAAUAAUAAUAAUAAUAAUAAUAAUUAAAAAUAAAAUGAAAGCCAAGAUAUGCGAUAAUGGUUUGUACUCUACUUUGUAAGUAUAAACAAGUUUAAAAAAAAAAAUUAGAUUUGAUUGUUUUUAGAUAGAAAGGAUCGUUUUAGAGCUAAAAGUUUAUUUAUUCCUCCAUUGUGAGGUUGAAAAUAAAGAAUGCAGAUUUUUUAUCGAAA